Messenger RNA from Lachancea nothofagi CBS 11611, 1131 nucleotides. NCBI's taxonomy places the organism in Eukaryota, Fungi, Ascomycota, Saccharomycetes, Saccharomycetales, Saccharomycetaceae. The record is from the annotation of a GenBank genome assembly.
AUGAGUCUGACAUUUGACAUUAAGUCCAUCAACAUUAAUGGGGCUUCGCAUCGAAUUUUAUUGCAAAACGAAAACGGACCCUGUGCACUUCUAGCACUGUGUAAUGUACUGCUACUGUCACCGCAGCUUAUGAGCCAAGCAGGGCCCUUGAUAGAGCUAGCCUUGGCCAAAAAUGAAGUUGGUUUGCACGAAAUAAUUGCCACUCUGGCCAACAUUGGCCUACAAAUGCCACGAAGUGCGCAUUCGGAUGUGGAUCGUCUUCUGCAGCUGCUGCCUCAAUUGCACACAGGGCUCUCUAUAAACCCUAUCUUCAACGGGUCUUUUGAAGAUGGAGACGAAAUGGCCCUCUUCAGACUUUUCAACGUCAGUGUUGUGCAUGGAUGGCUGGCUGACUACGACAGCGAUCCACUUCAAUAUGAGCAUAUUUGCAAAUACUCGUAUGAGGGAGCCCAGAAAGCGUUAAUCGAAGCCUACGACAUCCAGCACGGCAAUAUUGCAGCGACGGAACAAAAUCGCGCAGUGAUUGAAGAUGCUGGAUUUAUUAAAUCGUUCUUGGCGAGAUCUGCAACGCAGCUUACGGAGUGCGGUCUUGAACAUUUGAAAGAGCUGCUACUCGAGAACUCGUAUGCCGUAAUGUUUCGUAACGAUCAUUUCUCGACUAUAUUCAAGAACGACAAUGAAUUGUUUGUUCUGGUAACAGAUUUGGGCUUCAAGAACGAUGCCAGCGUGGUGUGGCAAUCCCUGAAAUCGGUGAACGGGUCACAGGACUCUUUUUUCACUGGCAAUUUUAUUCCAGCUACAUUUAGACGCUCAUCUACACAAGCCAGUUCUAUGACCACCAGUGGCGCUAGAGUUCAUGCGAGUAAUCCGUUCGAAGAUCCAAUGGCGUCGCAUACCAAUGCCUCCGGAACCGAUCCCAAUUUCAUGACUGACGAGCAAUAUGCACGCCAAUUGCAAGAACAAGAAGACGCGCGAGUGGCCAGGAACAUUCAAAGAAAUUACGAGGCUGCAAACGCCAAAAGAAAUUCUAGCAAUGGAAACAAGUCUAAGGCGGAGAAGGACACCAAGAAAAAAAGCGGUUCUCACAAGCGCAAGCGCGAUAAAUUGAAGAAGAGCUGCGUUGUAAUGUGA